Perkinsus marinus ATCC 50983 is the source of this 2778-nucleotide messenger RNA. RefSeq names its product dna repair endonuclease xp-f / mei-9 / rad1, putative. The transcript has 21 exons. Lineage: Eukaryota; Perkinsozoa; Perkinsida; Perkinsidae. The coding region runs from base 1 to 2730 and encodes 909 amino acids. Gene Ontology annotation, biological process: double-strand break repair via homologous recombination; nucleotide-excision repair involved in interstrand cross-link repair; resolution of meiotic recombination intermediates. The record is from RefSeq and is a predicted model, not a curated record. Gene Ontology annotation, molecular function: single-stranded DNA endonuclease activity; damaged DNA binding; single-stranded DNA binding. Gene Ontology annotation, cellular component: nucleotide-excision repair factor 1 complex.
AUGUCGACAGCAGCCGGCCCUUCCCCCUCCCCAUCACCUGAUUCAUCUGGCAAGCACAUCGCCCUUCUACCACUGUCCUAUCACCACCGUAUUGCCGAGCAUAUAGAGAGCAAGCUGAGGGCAGGCGGAGGGGCCUUGGUGGUCAUGGGCCAAGGCUUGGGUGUGUGCGAGCUGGUGUCAGCGUUGCUGAGACGACUCCAAGCGUGUCGCCCUGUUGGAGAGCCACUGAUCCUCAUCAUGAAUGCCCGGGAAGGAGAGGCAGAGUGCAUUGGAGCUACUCCUGUCACGGCCGAUGUCGCACCAGCGCAGAGGGACGAGAUGUACUUAGCAGGAGGGUGUUUGUCAAUAACUAGUCGAAUACUGGUAACCGAUUUACUCACGAAUAGACUCACCACAGAGAUAGUGGCGGGGGUGGUGGUCCUCAACGCCCACGGCAGCUCCCAUUGUGAACAGUUCGCAUGUGAGCUGUAUCGGGAGAGGAAACAGAAGGGCAGGGGCUUCAUUGCGGCCUUCACUGACAACCCCAUCAGAUGCAGGACCCUCAUGAAUGUCGAGAGUCUCCUUCGGGAGCUGCAGAUAGGCUCCACCUCGAUAGUGCUGGUACCGCGGUUCAGGAGUGAGGUUAUGGAUACCUUCAAGCCAUCCGAAGGGGAUGCUAAUGUUGCUGCUCCCUCUGGGGUUAGGGUCUUGAGCAUACCACUCCCUGCCCAAAUCGCGGAGGCUGAGAAGACGCUGAAUACUAUACUGGAGGCGAACUUCGAGGACAUAAGCAAAAGCAAGGGCAUCAUCGACGCUGGUAUAGUCAUCUUCCCUCAAGGCCUACCUAAAGGAUCACUACGUGGCCUAGCAGUCAUCGACAACUGGUUUACGUUGCGUUCCCAGCUGUCCAUGGUAUGGGACCAGUUGGGCCGACGGACACAGAACAUGAUCCGAGACGCUGAUGCGUUGGAGAAGCUCGCACAUAAGCUGAGGUCAGGGGAUGCAACUGCGUUCUUCGUGUCUCUACUGGAGAGUAUAUCGGCCCAUCCUGAUUCCCCCUGGGUCAACGCUGGAGCUACACACCAACUGAUCAGCCAAGCACGCCAGAGACUAUACAACAUCGACGCCAGAGGUCUCCAUCUACAUAUCGAUCCACCUCCCAAGUGGGCCAUGCUCCAGAAGGCCAUCAAUGAUGAAGCCAUUCGACAUCUCAAGGAGCAGCAGCAGAAUGUCUCUCCAUUGCCAUCAUACAGUUCGGCAGAGAUAAGGAUAACGGUGGUUACCCAUGCUCAGACCUCAUCGUACAUGACUAAAGCCCUCGUGGAUCGAGGUCCGGAAGCGGCCCUCCUACAGUCUUUCCAGAGCUUCCUUUAUGAGGUGCGCAGUAAUGAUUACUUCAAGCCCAAGGUCGCUGGAUCGGCCCUAGGCAUACACUCGACAGAGGCUACUCAUCUUAAGGAGGAGCUCUACAAUAUGUCUGACCGUUGUGCUAAUGUAUGCAGCCGGUCCCUAGAGGGCCUAAGGGAUGUGGUCAUUGGGACUACUGAGCAGGGAGAACCUGUGAAAGGGAGCAUCAAUGUUAUGGUGAAUGUCGUGGACGCCUUCAAGGGAGAUGGCUACAUGAGCACCCGUCUGGCGGAGUUCCAACCCAACGUCGUUAUCUUAUACGAUGCCCCGACGAUACUACCGAUAAGGGUGGCGGAGCGAUACACCUCUCAUAUGAAGGGAAGGGGAGAGCCUCUGGUACACACUGUGAUAAUUCAAGUGAUGAACUCCCAUGAGUCCCGUCGACUGUCCCAGUCGGGGGUGCAGGAGCAGCAGGCCUUCCAUGACCUCAUCAGCAUGGAGAAGAGUGUGUCGACGUCCAAGCCAAAGGAUGAGUGGCAACCGCUAAUGACCCCAGUUGGAGGGGCAGCAGCAGCAUCGUCAUCACGGGCAGGGGGUCGGAAGAGGAAAAGAGAGGGGGAAAUGCGACAGACGGUCCUUGUGGACGUCAGAGAGCUGAGGAGCAACCUCCCAUUGGAGCUGCAUCGGAAGGGCCUCACGUUGCUACCGUAUACCCUCCCAGUUGGGGACUUUAUCCUUUCUCGAGACAUAUGUAUCGAGAGAAAGGCCCUUCCGGACCUCAUAGGAAGCCUGGGCAGUGGUCGACUGUACCGCCAGGCGGUGAGUAUGUCCUUCAAUUACCGUGCCCCUUGCCUUUUGGUGGAGGUGCAGGAGACGGAGGCUGGUGCUCUGAUGAAGGGUAACUCUGCUAGGAUCAGCGACAGUGACACGAUAUCUAGGCUGGUUGCCCUUGUCCUGCACUUCCCUAGCCUUCGCCUUAUGUGGUCCCUGUCGGACAGGAGUACUGCUAAUCUGUUUGUAGCUUUGAAGGUGAGGGCGGUACAGCAGCCCGACCCAGUAGAGGCUAUGAAGAAGCGGGUGGAGGGCAGUGUUCCUGAUGACACGAUAGAAGGCUCGACUACUACUGCUGGUACUGAGUCUGGCCCCAGCAGUCAGGAGGACCUGGCAUCAAAGAAGGCACGGAGCGCUAAUCCGGCCUCGACAAGGACCUCAGCUUCAGAGAUACUCCUCAAUUGCCCUGGUAUCACGCCGCACAUUCUAACUGUUCUGCGCAACUCCCCUAAGGCGAACACUCUGAAGAAGUUGGUGAAGUUGGACCGUGACACGAUGACUGAGCUGAUGGGACCAUCGGCAGCUAAGACUUUCCAUAAGUUCGUCAAUACCCCUUUGGAAGAUAAAAAAUGAGUUCAGAUUCUGAGUACAUUACUAUCGCGUUAAUAUUGAGUUUCACUG